UCUCGCGGUGUAGCUGGUGUUGUUUCCACAGAGGGGAGUCACUGGUGUGGUGUAGAAGUAUUGUUUGUGGUCUUUCUUAGACCUUAUUUUUAAAGCCAGUCGUUUCUCUAACGUCUGUAGGCGAGUGAGGCCGUAUCUAAAAAUGGGUUCAGUACUUAGUCGAAGAAUUGCUGGAGUUGAAGACAUCGAUAUUCAAGCUAAUUCAGCUUACAGAUAUCCCCCCAAAUCAGGAAAUUACUUCACCAGUCAUUUUUUCAUGGGAGGGGAGAAAUUUGACACUCCGCAUCCUGAGGGAUAUUUGUUUGGGGAAAAUAUGGAUUUAAACUUUCUAGGCAACAGACCUGUUCAGUUUCCCUAUGUGACCCCUGCACCUCAUGAGCCUGUGAAAACCCUGAGGAGUCUGGUGAACAUCAGGAAAGACUCUUUACGGCUUGUCAGGUACAAAGAUGAUGCUGAGGGCACGACUGAGGAAACUGAAAAUCCCAGAGUUUUAUAUGGUGUGGAGUUCUGUUUUGAUACUGAUGCUAGAGUUGCCAUAACAGUAUAUUGUCAGGCCUUUGAGGAGUUUUCUAACGGAAUGGCAGUGUAUACUCCUAAGACACCAGCUCUGGUCUCUGAAACUGUCCAUUAUAAGAGAGGGAUAAAUCAGCAGUUUUCUUUGCCAUCCUUCAAGAUUGAUUUCACUAAAUGGAAGCCAGAGGAGUUGAACUUUGAUCUGGACAGAGGUGUAUUCCCUCUGGUGAUUCAGGCAGUCGUUGAUGACGGAGAUGAUGUCAUAGGACAUGCUCAUGUACUUUUAGCAUCAUUUGAAAAGCAUGUUGAUGGCAGUUUUUCAGUGAAGCCCUUGAAGCAGAAGCAAAUAGUUGAUCGAGUGAGCUACCUUCUCCAGGAGAUUUAUGGCAUUGAGAAUAAGAACAAUCAGAAGACAAAGUCUCCAGAGGAUGAGAACAGUGACAACAGCAGUGAGUGUGUGGUGUGUCUGUCAGACCUACGCGAUACACUUAUACUCCCCUGCAGGCACCUAUGCCUCUGCAAUGCCUGUGCGGACACCCUGCGUUACCAGGCCAACAACUGCCCCAUCUGCCGACUGCCCUUUCGUGCACUGCUCCAGAUCCGUGCAGUGAGGAAGAAACCAGCUAGCAUGCUCUCUUCUGUCUCCUUCAGUCCAGUGCUCUCUCAGAGCUCAGACCACACAGAGAAUACGAACUCUGAGAAUGUCCCUCCAGGGUAUGAGCCAGUGUCCCUGCUAGAGGCGCUAAACGGGGUGCAGGCUCUUCCACCUGCCAUACCUUCAGCUCCUCUCUACGAGGAGAUCCAGUUUACAGGUGAGGUGGGUGACCCACUGAACCUGAGCAGACGACAGCAGAGCAUGAUGGAGCACAGUGCAGACCCUGCAGCACUGAAAGGCAAAGGGAGCAAAUCACCAGAUGGAUCCGUAUGCUCUCCAUCGUCUCCUAUCCAGGAAGAGGAGGAUGAGGAGAGACUGUCUGAGCUUUCUGAUGCCCAGCCUCGCACUGUGCUGCCCUAUAGCCCAGCACCCACCGAGGGAACAAUAGAUGGGGAAGCCUCUGAACCUGCCUCUCCUAACACAGGUUCAGAGAGCAGGACUCUGGGCGUGUCUGUGAGUGAGAUCCUGCAGGACUGUCACAGUGCCCGCAGCAGCUUGAGCCGCACUGAGAGCGACCCCUCAGCUGACCUGGCCCUGCCUGGGUCAUCUGGGUCCAUUGAGAGUCUGAAGAGUCAGAGCACCAGCAGCUCCAGCCAGCCUCUGCUCUGCCUCCCCAGCAGUCUACACAUGGAGGACGAGCGCCUCAGCCCAUAGCAGCAAUGUGCUUUCCUCCGCUUUCAUUAGCACUUUUUCUCCUCUUAGAAUUUAUCUCUAAGCCUCCUCUGCCUUCAGUCAAGAGUGUCUUACUCAGAAACAACAUACCACAAUCACUAAUGUCUGUCAGUUAAGCAACAGAAGGAGUGCAUUAUCAUUAAUAACAUCAUGGCUGGGACUUGGUCACAGUAGAUCAUCACAGCUGUAAUGCUAUUUGUGAUAACAUACAGUCUGUAGUGUUUUAUGCAAGGUAAAGAAGAAGGUAAGGCAAAGAAGCACCAAACAUUGUAUAAAUAUAUGCUUUUAAUAUUUAGCAAUUUCUUCCACCAAAAAGUAGUUCCAGCAGGUUAGAGUAAGGUGACCGUUGUUGCUGCUUAGAAACCAGUGGUUAGCGGGAAUGAGACAAAUACAUUGUGAAAACCAUGCUGUUAUCAAAUGUAACACCACAGGUUGAACAGUUUUCAACCAGUGAAGCAAAAAGUUUUGGAAAUACCUGUUGAAUGAGAGAGGCUUUAGCUGUCCAAAAUUCUUUCUGCCAGAAUAUUGUGUGAAUACUUUAGUGUCUUCCAAACUACAAAUCACUAAGUUUGGAAACUUGAUUCAUAGUCCUCAGGUGCUGGAUACUGCAGAUUUUAUUUUUGCCUGCACUGGGUUUCCAAUCGAAUCAAUUGCAGAAUUUGUUCACUUUGCGUGCAAGUGAUGGAAAAAUGCAGGACCAGAUUUGAUUCAGAUUGGGGCCAGGUUAAAAGACAAGAAGGUUUAUGAAAGGGGUUUUAGUUAGUUGUGUGCAUGAGUCUAAUUUGAUUAUUUACUGGCUGGUGUAAACGAAUAAUCGGUAGCUCAGGAUGUGCAUAAAACUAUCAUGCACUUUGUGGCCAGCUUUCCGAAAUAGACCUAGACUAGACUGAAAACUCUAAUCAAAUACCUGUAAUUAGAAUAGUAUACCUUCGAAAAUAAAUUUAAUCAGAUUGCAAUUGCCUUUUUUGUGGAUUACUAUUUUUAAGGACCUUUUUGCUUAAACAAUAUUGAUAAAUCAGCCCAUUAUUUCUUAAUUUAGAGUAAACUGCAAAAUAGUCAUGUCACUUGAACUGACAUUAAUAAUUAUGCAUAGUUUUAUGAGAAAGGAGACAUAAGGGGGAAAUUAGGACUGUGUCUUCACAUGAUUCAGUCUUUUUGAAACCUUUUUACCAGUUAAGAUGUGAAACCAAACAAAGCUGUUAAAAUAGAAAUACUUCAAAAGUACCCUAGUAAUCAGGUGAGAUUUUACUUUUUAAAUCUUAAAGUUGCAGUACUAAACUUUGUAGUCAGAUAAUUUGUAAUCAGUACAAGAUUACAUUUCUUAAGUCCCUACACUUCUUAAUCUACCAGUCAACAAUGAUGACGUUCAAUGAGGAGACAUCCUUGCAUUACAGUUUAGUCCCAGACUAGACGGACCCAUAGCUUCUCAUUUCCAAGUAGUUUAGAAGGGUAUGUUUUUGUAUGCAUAUGCUAUGAUUUAGCAUAAUUAGACAUAGUAAAAGCUAACAGAAAUACACCAGAGAGCUGACACAUGAGAAGAAACUCGCACACCAUGUUUACAGAUGACAUGACAGUCCCUUACAUAUACUGCCCUUACUGAGCCUGUAAAUCUCCAGUCUCAUUGGACUCUUCAUUCUUACCCAUUUCUAAUCUGAUAUCAGACGGUAAUUAGAACCUGUGACAGUGCAAUCAUGUGGUCCAGUCAGUUUCUUGUAUGCCUUUUAUUUCAUUCUUUAAGUAAGCAUCUUUUUGUGGUCUGAGUCUUUUCUAUUAUUUUGUAUUGACAAUUGAACACUAAGUAAUAUUUCAGUCUGUGAUGCAUUGGAUAUAUUAAUUGUGGAGCUUAUGUCUGAGCCUGUAUAUCUAUUUGUGCCUUAGAGCAUAUGGCUGUCCCUUCUGGUCUCUGAAAUGUGCAACAUGGGAAGCUGUAAAGCUUUAAUUAUAGUCAAUUGAAAUGGGUUUCCCGUACAUAAAUGUCUUUUUCGUGGCAGAAAUUAAGUCUAGUCUCAGAUCUAAAGAGAUUUUUGAGCAGAAGAACUCCACUGCAUAUGAAAUGCAAUAUGUCAAAGACUAGACUAAAUCUCUGUCCAACAGCCACCCUGGAUUGACAUCUGUCACUUUUUAGUCAUUCACUGCUGCUGGCCCCUGUAACAGUAUUGUACAUUUGUAUGUAGAUGAAUCAUUUUAUCAUAAAGUGCUGUAAACAAC
Colossoma macropomum (tambaqui) is the source of this 4048-nucleotide messenger RNA. RefSeq names its product mahogunin, ring finger 1a (gene mgrn1a). Gene Ontology annotation, biological process: negative regulation of G protein-coupled receptor signaling pathway; endosome to lysosome transport; protein ubiquitination. Gene Ontology annotation, molecular function: ubiquitin protein ligase activity. NCBI's taxonomy places the organism in Eukaryota, Metazoa, Chordata, Actinopteri, Characiformes, Serrasalmidae. The record is from RefSeq and is a predicted model, not a curated record. Gene Ontology annotation, cellular component: early endosome; nucleus; cytoplasm. The transcript is spliced from 17 exons. Bases 143 to 1822 code for a protein of 559 amino acids.